Porites lobata is the source of this 625-nucleotide messenger RNA. NCBI's taxonomy places the organism in Eukaryota, Metazoa, Cnidaria, Anthozoa, Scleractinia, Poritidae. The record is from the annotation of a GenBank genome assembly.
AUGGAUUCCUUACCAGAUGACGUUUGGUUGGAGGUGUUUUCUUUUCUUUCUCAGAAAGAUCUUCUCAGAGCUGCUCUUGUUUGUCGGACCUGGAAAAGACUGUCACGUGACAGCUCUCUCUGGUCAUGCCUUGAUCUCCAACCGUACGCCAGAUCGCUCAGAGAGGAUAUUAUACUGAGACUUUUGAAUACCAUGUUUGCACCCCUCGGUAGACAACUUAGGGGACUACUCGUAGUCUAGCUUUGUCUGUAGUCCCUCAUUUUUCUCUCUCCCCGCCGCGUGUCGCCUUUUCUCGCGUGGGGUGAUUUUCACGCGCGCUCGCGUUUCGCUCGCUCUACUAUCCCUGAGGAAAAAUGGGGGACUACUCGUAGUCUAUAGACAACUCAACCUCAGUAAGAAUUUGGUGACCACUGAGAUUUUAAAAACCAUAUUUGAAACCUGCCAUCGACUGCAAAGUUUAAGUCUGAACAACAGCAGAUUCCAUUCCAUCGGGCCUUGGCUUGAAAGGAGAGUGGAUCAGGUGGAAACCUUCGUAUUUCUGGAUUUAAGAAACGCAAGUGGAUUCGCUGCUGGAAUUGAGGAUAUGUUGCAAAAAGCAUACAACUUGAAAUAUCUAGGAAAGUAA